AUGGUCAGAGGCUCACGCGACGGCGGUCAACACGUUUUGCCGCAAACUUACACUUGAAGCGCGUAUAAACAGUCUGUGGGAAUUACUUUUUUCAAAUCUGAGGAUUCUGACAUUUCUUCUAAACGAUGAACAACUUCCUGCUAUAUACGGUUUUUUCUGUAUUGAUCUGGCUCCCAAAAUCCACGAGGUCAUAUCCACAGUCUGGCCUUGACUUGAGAGACAGCAGGACACAGCAGGACCUCUCUUGCAGAGACAACCUGGAGUACCCGCAUGGCAACAUCUGCUGUUUAAACUGUCCAGCUGGUACACAUGUGGAAUCACCCUGCACCAAAGCAGGAGAGAAGGGGAAAUGUGAGGAAUGCGACUUUGGGACAUUCAUCGAGCAUGCCAAUGGGCUGAAACAGUGCUUCAAGUGCACACUGUGCCGCUCAGAUCAGGAAAUUGUAAGGUCGUGUACUCACACACAAGAUACAGAAUGUCGGUGCAAAUCAGGGAGAUUUUGUGAUCCUGACCAAGCAUGUGAAGUAUGCAAGAAGUGUUCAAGAUGUAAAAAAGAUGAAGAGACAGUGAGGAACUGCACUUCAACCAGCAACACAGAGUGCAAGAAAAUCCAAGCCAAAUCUGACUCUUCCUCAGGCAAGGCUUGGGUGAUUGCGAUCAUUGUCGUGGGUGCUGUUUUGUUAGUUGGCGUAAUAAUAUUUGCUACAUACAAGUGGAGGCGUAGAAAACAAGAAUCUCAGAGACCUGGUGGGAUGAAAGCUGGUCUGCAUUAUACAGACACCGAUCCCACUGAAGGAUGCAGGGACGGAGAAACCCGAAGGCCAAGCAACACAAAUCUUAGCCUGUCCCGGCAACUGGUGAGAGCCAAAUCCCCAGUCGGUGUGGAGGAUGAGCGUAAAAUGCUGUGUGAAAGCCUCAACAGCUCAGCCAGUAACUCGCAGCACAGUCUAAACGGCCCGUCCUACUCUGCCUUCCCCGCAUCUUCCCAAGCCAGCCCCAAGAGCCCCGGGCAGCCCAACAGGAGGGAAGAUAGGCAGUUUCCCGAGCUUGUCCCUGUGAAUGGUGAAGAGUCUCUCAGGAGUUGCUUUGAGUUAUUUGAAGAAGUAGCCGUGGACCAGUGCAAGAAGUUCUUCCGUCACCUUGGGAUUAGCGACAAUGUGAUCAAAAGCAGAGAGACCCUUUCCCAUGAGGAGAUGAUUCACGAAUUGCUGAAUAUUUGGAUAGAAAAAGUGGGCAGAGAAGCCAAUUUAAAUGAGCUCCUGAAAGUUUUGCUUGACAUUAAUCAAAGGCGAACAGCUGAGAUUAUCAAGGAGCGUGCUGUUCAAAAUGGUGAAUACUUUUGUAAGUCUUAAAGAUGGCGGAAUUGUUCAAGGAAAUCCUUUUGAAAACUUGUCGCCCAAUGAAUACCACUUAAGGUGUGAGUUUGUUGUUGCUGAAAGCUACUACUUGGAAUAGCACAAGAAUACCAUCUAAAGUGCUCUUGGCAUGAGCAGCAUCAAUAGUGUUGCCUCUUGAAUGUCACAUGUGGUUUUAAUGCCCUGUUGGGGGGUUAGCUUGUGUAUCUGUUGCACCAGCAACUCACAAAGCUACCGCUCAGGGUGAUGUUUUAGCUGGAGUCUAUUCUGCCAAACAAAAAGUUUUUACAAAGGAGGAAACACAAGUGAUGUUGUCUCAUGAAUGUCAAUUAUGCCAUGAAGUCCCUGUAGCAUCUUAAAAACUUCGAUGUCCUGUCCUAGUCGAAGCGAAACAAAAGACUAUGACCAUGGUGGCCUUAUGGCGAGUGGUUUAUCUACUCUGCCUGGGGAACAAAAAAAACCAAAAAAAACGGCUUAACCACACAAAUGAAGUGUGUAUUUUACUGAAGCUGUUUCAGUUACGUCAUGUUACUGUACUGGUCAGCUGUGAUGGGAAAAGCAGGCUGCAAAGUCAGACUUUGCUUGAGUACAACCUCACAUGACCUCACACUCCAUAAUGACAGCUUACAUUUAGCUGUUUUCUUGUCUGUCUGAAAGUGAUUUAUUUCUUUCAGCUACAUGGAGCACUGCGAAGUAACUUGUUCAUAAAGUGUUUGCUGUCUUGUACACUCCACGUAGUGUACAAAGACGGCUUUUUACUGCAUCUACAUCUCAGGACAGGUUGAUCGUUUCAUGGUAGCUCUGAUGUUCUUGUUGACCAUUAUGUUCCUUCAGAUAUAUUCAUCAAAAUGUAACUGUCUGAUCUCAGGAAUGCAUGUCUUCAUGAUCGCACUGAUUACCGAGCAUCAAAACGUGAAGCUUUUAAUAAAAUGUUCAGGGAUUUGUGUAGUAUAUUAAGUUAUAUCAGAUUGCAGGUUGUGAUUUUAUUUAAAAACAAUGUUUUCUGCUCAACUGUCCCUGCUGAUUGACAAUGUUGUCGUGACCAUGGUUUGACUGGCUCUAGUCGCCUGAUCGAGAGAUGUCCUUUGUUUGUUAUUAAAUCCUCUGUGUGUGUGUGUUGUGCUUCUGGUUUAUUGUUACACUUCUGUCAUAUUCCUGAUUAUAACAGGCACACCUUAGAUGCUAACCAAACCACACACUGGGUUCCCUUGUACUUGUCUGCUUUAUAGAUAGGUUUAUUACAAUGUUACACAGGGCUUCCUUAUACAUUUCUUUAAUAUUCUUUAUCUGUUGCUUUCCGUCACUUUCAGGUCCUGUACUUUUUGCCAGGCGAUUGCUUUAUUUUAGUAAAACCUAGCAUGCAAAAAGAAAACAAUAAAAAUGAAGCACUCUC
Molecule: messenger RNA, 2748 nt
Organism: Stegastes partitus (bicolor damselfish)
Lineage: Eukaryota; Metazoa; Chordata; Actinopteri; Pomacentridae
Product: tumor necrosis factor receptor superfamily member 6-like
Exons: 10
Coding region: 126-1352 (408 amino acids)
Biological process (GO): positive regulation of apoptotic process; TRAIL-activated apoptotic signaling pathway
Cellular component (GO): plasma membrane; cell surface
Molecular function (GO): protein binding
Source: RefSeq, a predicted model, not a curated record